ACAAUGUAUUAUUUGCGAUGCAGAUAUUCUGUCUACAUCUAAAUCUGAAAAUUUAGAAGAUCAUUUGAGUUCGCAUUCUGAAGAACAACGGAAGAAUCAUAUCCUUCAAAAUUGGAAACGGAAAUAUUGGACACAACGAAAUGAUUUUGAGGUGGAGUGUAAUAUUUGUCACGCUAAGUUAACUCUUUCUAUUCAGAAAAAUAUGGAUUUUCAUAUAAGAAAGACACAUUCGGACAAAUUGAAAAUUAUGCAAGAAACACAUGACCCACUUGAUUCGUCAGAACGAGUUUCAUCACUUGAAACGAACAUAACUUUUAUGCCACUAGAUAUUGUAACUAAAAAAAAUAUAUGGGAAUAUUAUAUAAAGCUGACGAAUUUUGAAGUACAGUGUAAGUUUUGUGAAAAUAAAUAUAAAUAUAUAGAUAGUGCAAGCUUUAAAAUUCACAUAAAAAGACACCACAAAAAAAUUUUGGAAUACGAAGAAGAGAAAAAACUAAUAAAAGGGCCAUGGAUGUAUUUCAAGUAUUUAAACCAAUUAUUUUCACAAUGUAUUAUUUGUAACGCAAAAUUUCUGUCUACAUCUAAAUCUGAAGAUUUAGAAGAUCAUUUGAGUUCGCAUUCUGAAGAACAACGGAAGAAUCAUAUCCUUCAAAAUUGGAAACGGAAAUAUUGGACACAACGAAAUGAUUUUGUGGUGGAAUGUAAUAUUUGUCAUGCCAAAUUAAAACUUUAUUGUCACCGGCAUUUGGAUUUUCAUAUAAGAAGGAUACAUUUGGACAAAUUGAAAAAUUUGCAAGAAACACAUGACUUAAUUGAUUCUUCAGAAUGUGUUUCAUCACUUGAAACGAAUAUAACUUUUAUGCCACUAAAUAAUGCAACUAAAGAAAAUAUAUGGGAAUAUUAUAUAAAGCUGGCAGAUUUUGAAGCACAGUGUAAGUUUUGUGAAAAUAAAUAUAAUUAUAUAGAUAAUGGAAACUUUAUACGUCAUAUAGCAAAACUCCAUGAAGAAAUUUGGAAAUACGAAGAAGGGGGAAAACUAAGAAAACGGCCAUGGAUGUAUUUCAAGUAUUCAAACCAAUUAUUUUCACAAUGUAUUAUGUGUGAUUCAAAAGUUCUAUCUACAUCUAAAUUUGUAGGAGAUCACUUGAAUUUGCAUUCUAAAGAACAACAGAACAAUCACAUAUUUCGAAGUUGGACAGAGAAAUAUUGGAUACAAAGAAAUGAUUUUGUGGUGGAAUGUAAUAUUUGUCACGACAACUUACCUCUUUCUAUUCAGGAAUGUUUGGAUUCUCAUAUAAAAGAGACGCAUUCGGACAAAUUAAAAAAUAUGCAAGAAACACUUGACCCAGUUGGUUCAUUAGAUCGCAUUUCAUCACAUGAAACGGAUACAACGUUUAUAUCACUAAAAGAUUGUCAUGUAUUGUUAAGGAGAUGUCCACCUUAUAAUCUUUACAUAUAAAAAAGUUGACUAUAUA
Molecule: messenger RNA, 1475 nt
Organism: Linepithema humile (Argentine ant)
Lineage: Eukaryota; Metazoa; Arthropoda; Insecta; Hymenoptera; Formicidae
Source: RefSeq, a predicted model, not a curated record